Messenger RNA from Misgurnus anguillicaudatus (oriental weatherfish), 1309 nucleotides. RefSeq lists its product as uncharacterized. The record is from RefSeq and is a predicted model, not a curated record. Lineage: Eukaryota; Metazoa; Chordata; Actinopteri; Cypriniformes; Cobitidae.
AUACAACAUUAAACAAAACCAGUGAAGACCCAGAAGUAGAGAAAUACAUAUUGUACCUCAGAAUGAGAGAGCUACGCUUUCUAAUGGAGAUCACUGUGGCUGGGUUGGUUCUUUUUUCUGCAGUACCUUCUACAGCUUUUAAAAUCACAGAAAACCUUGCUUUGAAAGGUACAGCCCAACAGUCCUUCAAAUUGUUGAAUAGUGCUGCCAAAGCCAUCGAUGGCAACAAAGCAACAAAUGAUGCAAAUAAUUCUUGCACACUCAUAACUUCAAAGACAAAUCCGUGGUGGAGGCUUACCCUGCAAAAGCCCUAUAAAAUCGUCAUGGUGUCAGUCAUUAACCGAGGUGACUGUUGCGCAAAUUGGAUCAACGGAGCAGAGAUUCGCAUUGGGAACAGCCUGGAAAACAACGGCAACAACAAUCGACUUGUUGCAAAAAUAAACUCCAUUGAGGCUGGAACAACAAAGCAGUUUAAGUUCCUUCCCGUACAGGGACGAUAUGUUAAUGUGCUAUUACCAGGGGAGAACCGCAUUUUGACACUGUGUGAAGUCGAGGUGUACGCAAUCUUUGAAGUCGCGCCGGCAACAUUACAGUCUCAUCAGGUCAACGUGGCAUUGGCUGGACGAGCCACCCAGUCCAGUGUGAAUCAAGGUCCUACACAGUGUCUGAGUCUGGCGCAAAAUGCCAUCGAUGGGAACCGGCAGGCUGACCUGAACAAAGGCUCUUGCGCCCAGACGGAUACUGAAAAUAAUCCUUGGUGGAGACUGGAUCUGAUGCAGAGUUAUGCGGUUGUAUCUGUGGCCCUCACCAACCGUGCCGAUUGCUGCUCUGAACAGCUGAACGGAGCUGUGGUACACAUCGGAGAUUCGCUGGAGUCUGAGGGCCAAGCAAACCCUGUGUGUGUUAAAGUGUCCUCCAUACCUGCGGGAGGGACAGAGGUCUUGAGGUGUGACAGCGUUCUGAAUGGGCGUUACGUGACAGUGUCUCUUCCGGGAGAAAGCAGAACUCUGAGCUUGUGUGAAGUGGAGGUAUUCGGCACUCCAGUGGAAAAAAAUAACCCCAUAAAAGUUUCUCGCAAUAUUACAGCUGGGUAUAUAAGUGCCUCUCUCCCUCCUUCAUGAGAAAACCCACUUUCAUUCUCCUCCAAGCACACAGAAACAGAGUAAAGGAUGAACAGCAGUGUGUGCGUUUGUGUGAUCCUGGCGGCUCUUUCUGUCUCUUGUCUGGGUCGGCCCCGCUCCUCUACUCCUGACACUGGAGACAGUCCACUUCCCUCACAGCUGGACAUCAGCGGCAGUGAGCACCGCCG